AUGUUCAAAGGAUGCGGAUUCUUUGCUCUCCCCUUCAAUCGAUUGGAACCUGAGCGCGAGUUGGCGUGUCGCCAGCUCUGCGGAAAGAUCGUUGCGACCCUUCCGCGUGAAGUCCGAGACAUGAUCUACGCACAGGUCCUGGACAACGAGGGGUAUGACAAAGACAUACACAUGUCUAGGGCGUCCAACAAGGGCUAUUUGGGGCCUCUGACAAGCUCUGACCCGAAGUUUCCACCACAAGUCUGCAAAAUGGGAAUGAGGGGAACAGAGUGGUACCUCUUCGAGCGCCGCUGUGUGGGGAGUACUUUCCUACUUGAACUCACUGAGACUUUCUAUCGCACGUGGAAGUUCAUAUUCACCGACGACCAUGUCUAUCUACUACCGACCUUCUUGGGAUAUCCCGUUCUCCCUGAACCAAGUGGUGGAGAUCUUUGUCCGAUGGGCCUUGUUCAAAAGCUCGAUUUGAAGCUAGGAGAAACUACCGACGGAUGGCAGACGGUCUUAAAGGGUCUUCAUACCCUUAUCGAACUCAAAUGUGCGGCUACAAUCAACAUCGAACUACGCGUAGUCUUUCGCUUGGGGGAUUCUCCUGAUACUCCAGGGAGGCUUUCAAAGUUGGUCGACGAGUUCGACGCGCUCUUCCCCGCGAUUAGGGCAAUGAAAGAAUCCGGCCACAAAGUGAGGGUUUACUUCGCAUCGAAUUUCAUAUACGGGGGAAUGCGAUUGGAUACUCCUGAUUCCCUUUGA
Molecule: messenger RNA, 747 nt
Organism: Didymosphaeria variabile
Lineage: Eukaryota; Fungi; Ascomycota; Dothideomycetes; Pleosporales; Didymosphaeriaceae
Exons: 2
Coding region: 1-747 (248 amino acids)
Source: RefSeq, a predicted model, not a curated record